AUGAAGGCCACAUCUCUCCUCUUCGGUCUCAUUGGUGCGAGUACCGCAGCUUCUCUUCACCAUCAACACCUCCAUCCAAAGCUCAAGCGAGAUGUCUGCUCUGGAAACACUGCCAGUGACAGAAAGACAUGGUGCAACUACAACAUCAGCACGAAUUACUACGACGUGGUCCCCAACACAGGCGUGACUCGAGAGUACUAUUUCAAUAUCCAUGAAGUCACAGUUGCACCUGAUGGCUAUUCUCGCUCUGCCAUGGCUGUGAACGGCUCCAUUCCUGGUCCUACCAUCCACGCCGACUGGGGUGACUACGUUAUCGUGCAUGUCACGAAUAAUCUCGCCUCGGCGAAGAACGGAUCAAGUAUUCAUUUUCAUGGGAUCCGUCAGAAUUAUACGAACCCCAAUGACGGUGUCGUCUCGAUAACACAAUGUCCGACGGCGCCGGGUAAAACCACGACUUACAAAUGGCGUGCCACGCAGUAUGGAUCGUCGUGGUACCAUUCCCAUAUUGGACUGCAGGCCUGGGAGGGUGUCUUUGGUGGCAUUGUGAUUAACGGGCCGGCCACUGAGAAUUAUGAUGUUGAUAAGGGUAGUUUGUUUUUGAAUGACUGGAGCCAUCAGACUGUUGAUGAGCUGUAUGAUUCUGCUCAAGCGAGUGGUCCGCCAACACUGGACAAUGGUCUGAUCAAUGGUACGAAUGUCUAUGGCUAUGAUAACUCGAGUAGCCAGACGGGAUACCGGUUUAAUACGUCCGUCACUGCGGGUACUUCAUAUCGAUUCCGUCUGGUGAAUGCUGCGAUUGAUACGCACUUCAAGUUUUCCAUCGACAACCACACGCUCACCGUGAUGACGAUGGACUUGGUACCUAUUGAGCCAUUUAAUACCACUGUCCUGAGCAUCGGCAUGGGCCAACGGUACGACAUCGUCGUUCACGCGGACCAGUCCACAGGUAACGACACCUAUUGGAUCCGGGCCAUCCCCCAAGAAGCAUGCUCCGACAAUGAUAGCGUCGACAACAUCAAGGGAAUCAUGUACUACGGCGACACACCCUCUACCCCCACCACAACCGAGUACACCUACACCGACAGCUGCGACGACAUGCCCAUGUCCGAUCUAGUCCCCUACCUCCCUCAGAGCGCCUCACUCCCCUACUACAACGCAAGCGAACCUGUCACUCUCGGCGAGAACUCGGAGAACCUUUUCCGCUGGAAAAUGAACGGAACCUCCAUGCAGGUCGAAUGGGACAAUCCCACGCUGCUACAGAUCUGGAACAACGACACCAGCUUCACAAACUCGAGCGGUGUGGUCGAAUUACCCCGGGCCAACGAGUGGUCCUACGUUGUCAUCGAGACUAGUCUGACAGUACCACACCCGAUCCACCUGCAUGGCCACGACUUUUUUGUCCUUGCCCAGGGCUCUGGUACGUACAGCGGAUCGUCGGAUAUUGCUAGCCUGACGAAUCCCCCGCGGCGCGACGUGGCUAUGCUACCCAGCUCGGGGUAUUUGGUUGUGGCGUUCAAGACUGAUAACCCAGGGGCGUGGUUGAUGCAUUGUCAUAUUGGUUGGCACACGGAAGAGGGUUUUGCUAUUCAGUUCUUGGAACGAUAUGAGGAAGCGCGUAAAUUAAUUGAUUAUAGUGCUCUGCACUCUGGGUGCAAAGCAUGGGAUGAGUAUGUAGAAGAAAGCAGCGUUGAGCAGGAAGACGAUGGGAUUUAG
Messenger RNA from Penicillium daleae, 1713 nucleotides. RefSeq names its product Multicopper oxidasetype 3. NCBI's taxonomy places the organism in Eukaryota, Fungi, Ascomycota, Eurotiomycetes, Eurotiales, Aspergillaceae. Gene Ontology annotation, molecular function: oxidoreductase activity; copper ion binding. The transcript is spliced from 2 exons. The coding region runs from base 1 to 1713 and encodes 570 amino acids. The record is from RefSeq and is a predicted model, not a curated record.